Molecule: messenger RNA, 4126 nt
Organism: Apus apus (common swift)
Lineage: Eukaryota; Metazoa; Chordata; Aves; Apodiformes; Apodidae
Gene: OVCH2
Product: ovochymase 2
Exons: 21
Biological process (GO): proteolysis
Molecular function (GO): serine-type endopeptidase activity
Source: RefSeq, a predicted model, not a curated record
AUGUGCAUUGCCCUCAGUAAGCUGCAGUUACUCCUGAUGGGGGUAGUUGGUAUUACAGAGUUUCGUGCUGCACCAUCUGCUCUUCAGAAAGAACCUAAGUGUGGACAGAAAGUUGAAGAGACAAAGCCAUGGAAUUACUUUAACCUUUUCACUCGGAUUGUUGGGGGAAACCAGGUGAAAAAAGGCUCACAUCCAUGGCAGGUUUGCACAUCCUAGUGUUUCCUUAAAACGAAGAAAAAGCAUUUCCGUGGAGGCACCAUUGUUUCUGCUCAGUGGGUGGUCACAGCAGCUCACUGCAUCUCAGACAGGAACCUACUGCAGUACUUGAAUGUAACUGCAGGAGAGCAUAAUUUGAGGAUCAGGGAGAAUGGAGAACAGACACUCCCUGUUAAAUAUGUCAUUAAGCAUCCAAAAUUUGACCCCAAAAGGCCGAUGAACUAUGACGUUGCCAUUGUGAAACUGGAUGGAGCCUUCAGUUCAUCAGUUUUGCCAGCCUGCCUUCCUGAUCCAGGAGAAAAGUUUGAAGCAGGAUAUAUCUGCACUGCUUCUGGUUGGGGCCGUUUAAAUGAGAAUGGAGUACUCCCUCAGGUCUUACAUGAAGUCAAUCUACCAAUCCUAAACAGUAAGGAAUGUUCAAGAGCAUUAUCAACUUUAAAGAAACCCAUCCAAGGAGACACUAUAAUGUGUGCUGGAUUUCCAGAUGGAGGAAAAGAUGCCUGCCAGGGAGACUCAGGAGGCCCUUUUAUGUGCCAAAGUAAGCAUGGUGCCUGGACUCUUGCUGGUGUGAUCUCCUGGGGGAUGGGAUGUGCUCGUGCCUGGAUAAGUAAUAAGGAGAAGAAACAUUAUGACAGAGGAUCUCCAGGAAUAUUGACAGACCUGACUGCAGUGCUUUCCUGGAUUCAAGAGAAUAUGAGUGCUGAUCUGAAAAUUAAAAGCUCCACAGCAUUUUGUAGUAUUCAGGAUGGCAAACUCCCUGACAGUGAAGGAGAAUUAAAUUUUCCUGGAACUCCUACGCAGUUCUAUCAAAACCACAGAUUGUGUGUAUGGACUCUGUUUGUACCAGAAGGGAAUUAUAUAUCACUUCAUUUUUCCCACUUUGAUAUCAAGCAGGGAACAUUUUGUGACUAUGAUUCUUUAUCAGUCUUUUCAAAAGACAACAGACUUAUUGGGAAAUUCUGUGGAGGAGAUAUUCUCUUACCUAUUUUGAUUGGCUCCAAUAGUAUAAGCCUGAAAUUAGUUUCUGAUGACAAGGAUUAUGGAACUGGUUUUUCCAUGACUUACAAAGCUCUUACUCCAGAUAUUCUUCCUGAUGCUGGCUGUGAAUCCUUAGCUGUCCUUUUUGAAGAAGGAGUGUUACAAAGUAUGCACUAUCCAGAGCACUACAGCAACAUGGCAGACUGUCAAUGGAUUAUUUGUGCACCACAGGAUCAUGUGAUCAAGCUUACAUACCAGUCUUUUGAAGUAGAAGAGAGUGAAGAUUGCUCUUAUGAUGCUGUGACUGUGUAUGAAGAUGUGCAAAAAGAGGAGGAAAUUGCUAAGUCUUGUGGAUUUGCCCUACCAGCACCUGUUCUAAGCUCCUCUGCCAUGAUGCUUGUUGUCUUUCAUUCUGAUGAAACAGAGACCUUUGGUGGAUUCAGAGCUACAAUCUCUUUUGUCCAUGUUUUGGAUUUAGAUACUUUGCAUUCAACCAGUGAAGAAUCUGAAGAUAUGGAUAUGACUGAGGAAGAAACACAGGUUACAACAGGUGAUAUUUGUGGAAUGCCUUCAAAUCAACCCAGGUUCAUCUUCAGUAGAAUAACUGGAGGUGAAGAAGCUGUACCAUACUCAUGGCUAUGGCAGGUCAGUGUACAAAUUUCAGAUGAGCAUAUCUGUGGAGGAGUUCUUGCCAAAGAAUGGGUUGUCACAGCUGCUCACUGCUUUAAUUCUAAGGAAUUAUACAGAGACUUAUGGAUGGUGGUAACUGGAUUUCAUAAUCUUACAGAGCAAGAAUAUAGACAGGUACUAUUAAUAAAGCAGUGUAUUAUACAUCCAAAUUUUAACAAGACCACUAUGGACUCUGACAUUGCCUUACUGGAACUGGCCAAGCCCUUAGAAUUCAACGACUACGUGUGGCCAGUGUGCCUCCCUGCCAAGGAGGAGGCAGUCCAGCCCUGGAGGGCGUGUGUUGUCACAGGAUGGGGUACACAUGAAGGAGUUAUAUAUCUUUUACUUCAAGACAGAGAAAAGGGGAAGAAGCUGCAUCAGCUGGAAGUCCCCAUCCUGGGGCUUGACACAUGUCAGAGCUAUUACGUAAAUCUUCCCAGUAAAGUGAACCAGAGGAUGAUCUGUGCUGGAUUCCCUCUGGAAGAAGGCAAGGACUCAUGCACAGGCGAUUCUGGUGGCCCAUUAGUUUGUCCUUCAGAAGAUAACUCAGGAUUUUACACCCUUCAUGGUAUCACUCGCUGGGGCUUGGGAUGUGGAAGGAAGAGAUACCCAGGAGUAUACACAAAUGUUGGUGAUUUUGUUGAUUGGAUCAAACAGAGUGUUAAUAGUAGCGAUCUCCCCAUUUUCAUGGUGAAAUCAAAAGAGGAGUUCUGAUGGACCACAUUGUAAAACACUUCCAAAGCACCAACGUCAUUUAAAGCAAAAUUUGAUGGGAGUGUGUUAGUUCAUGACUGGUGAACAGAUUUCCAAGUAGCUGAUACUCAGAUUGGUGCAUUUACUGCUGAUUUACCCAGGUUGAGACUUCAGCUUUACACACGUGUGCUUCAGGCUUCUAACCCUCUGUUAGUUGAUCGUGGGAUAGAACAAGGCCAAACAUGUCCUAGAUUGCAGUACUGGAGAGCAUAAAAAUACUGUAAAGAUUAGGUUGAAUAAGUGUGAAUGUAAGACAAAGGAAGGGGCAGUCAUCCUUCCAUUAAGGUCCAUGAAGGUGCUACCUCUGGCUCUGAGAGGACCUAGGCAGUGGAAGAAGUGUCUCCCCGAGGAGCAGCAGAACAUUGUCCAUAGUCGUUAGUGAGGUGAAUCAAUCCAAUUGCUGGGAAAGGAAUAAUUUUAAGACAGUUGCUGGGAAAGGAAUAAUUUUAAGACAGUUCCUGUUUUAACAAAUUGUGCAUUGUUGAAACAGGUUGAGGGUUUGCAAAGACGGGUGGGAUGGGCCAAAGACCACUGGCACCAGGCAAGAACUGACAGCUGUCCUAAUUAAUCUGUACGUGUAAUUAAAGAGGUACUGUGAAACACACACUGUGAACAGGGCACGUUUCCUUGUAAAUAGCAGGUUUUUAUUGCCCAAACAGCUGCUUCCACCAGAAAUAGCGAUGACAGACUGCAGUUAGCUUUGCAGACUGUUCUGUGCAGUCUUAGUGUUUAGAAAGGAGAUCAAGGUAGCACAGGUAUGAUCCUUCUUUGACACAAUGGUCUAGAAAAUAACUAGAGAGUAAGAAAGAUGUCUCACUUUGUUUCUGUUUGUAUUAAUGGCAAAAAUCCUUAGAAAUGUGUUUCCUGUAUGUGCGUUUGAUGCUAGUAACCCUGCUUUUCUUAUUACAUUAGUGUAAAACUUCUGAUUUUUUUGAAGGUCUAAUUUUAUUCUGUAGCUCUGGAAAGAAAGUAUCUCUACCUUUAUUUUCAGUUGAAUAUGGUAAAUGUUUUCCACCAGUUUUAACCUCUUCACUAUAAAGUUUUAGGCAAAAGCCCACAAAAUAAUCUGGAGCAUGAGCUUUCUGUGAAACUAUGGAAAUAGUUCAUGGUGGAAGGACUAUGACAAAUUCAGAUGAAGUGCAAGGCACAGCUGUGUUACACUAUUGAUAGAGUAUGCUUGUUCUGUCUUUGAUAAGCUCUUUGAAGAGGCCUUUGGAGAACAAUGGAGGGAAAGAAUGCUUUGCAAUUUUUCAUUGUGGAAGUCUGUCAAUGCUGAAGUAUGGUGGCAGUUGUUAGGCAAUGAUAUCACUUUAAUUGGCUGGUUUUCUGGUUUGCUUAAUCAGCCAAAGGACCAUUAGGAAUAGUUAGUACAGAAAAUCAGGAAUAUUUCUAAACAUUUCUCAAGCUCUGUAAAACCCCUUACCUUUAUAUUUCUGAAGGCAAGGAAAGAGUCCAGUUCUCAAGGGAAAAUUAGUGCUUCCUAUUGAUAAUGCAUUUCAGAGAACUAGUU